This is a messenger RNA of Solenopsis invicta (red fire ant), 1044 nucleotides long. RefSeq lists its product as uncharacterized. The transcript has 5 exons. NCBI's taxonomy places the organism in Eukaryota, Metazoa, Arthropoda, Insecta, Hymenoptera, Formicidae. The record is from RefSeq and is a predicted model, not a curated record. The coding region runs from base 1 to 1044 and encodes 347 amino acids.
AUGGUCACCUUGCUCUGUGACUCGGGGCACGCAAUCAAAGUCGGAGCACUCCUGGACUCGGGUGCACAGUCAAUCUUCGUAACGGAGUGGGUCGCGCAACAGUUGCACACUAGGCUCAUUGUAAGCUUUCCUAAUAAGCCAAGCUUACGCCUCCCAACCAAAGCUCUGGUGCUUCGAAGCUUGACAAGCUUAUUGCCGCCGGAGCGCGUGAGGACGAUAUCUUGGCCGCAUCUCAGCGGGCUGGAGCUGGCGGAUCCAGCCUACGACAUCCCGGCCCCGGUCGAUGCCGUGCUCGGCUCGGAUGUCUAUGAUCUGAUGAUAAAACUGGUCCUGCGUCACGGACCAUCGGGCUCUUCCUUUGCGCAGCUCACUGCGUUUGAUCUGUCUCGCGUGGUUCAGCGCCUGUGGGAGUUAGAGGAGGUCAGUUCUCAGUCGCCUCCGACUCCUAACGAGAUUUGGGCGGAGCAGAGAAGAGAAGGAGAAGUCAAACUCGACGAUUCACGUCAAGCUGAGAUAACCAUGCUCUUGAAUUUUGAGCGCAGACUAGGCACGAAAACGGAGCUCCGUAAACGCUACGUCGACUUUAUGGUCGAGUAUUUAGCGUUUAGCCACAUGGACUUAGUAAGUCCUGAAGCUCUCACCGCACGAGAGUCGUAUUAUUUGCCGCACCACGCGGUAUUCAAGGCGGGAGACUCUUCUAAUAAAAUUCAAGUCAUUUUUAGCUGGUUGUUUUCCACUACGUCGGGCUAUUCGUUAAACAACACACUCCUGCCAGGACCACGUCUUCAGUCGGAUGACGCUGACCUCCAGCGUAUCUUAUGGCGAGCGGACCCGUCUGAGGAAGUUCGCGAUUACCGUUUUACCAUCAUCACUUAUGGGACGGCUUCGGCGCCGUUCUUGACCUUGCGGACACUACAGCAGCUGGUUCAGGACAAAUCAUCCCGGUUUUCGAGGGGAUCGGAAGCUCUCGGUCGCCAUUCUUAUGUGGAUAACAUUCUUGCAAGAGGUGAUUCUCCCGAUGAAGCCAGGGAUGUCCAAGAGUAA